Messenger RNA from Cokeromyces recurvatus, 1218 nucleotides. RefSeq lists its product as uncharacterized. Gene Ontology annotation, biological process: protein targeting to vacuole; protein targeting to membrane; ubiquitin-dependent protein catabolic process via the multivesicular body sorting pathway. NCBI's taxonomy places the organism in Eukaryota, Fungi, Mucoromycota, Mucoromycetes, Mucorales, Mucoraceae. The record is from RefSeq and is a predicted model, not a curated record. The transcript has 5 exons. Gene Ontology annotation, cellular component: ESCRT I complex. Bases 310 to 1056 code for a protein of 248 amino acids.
UCAAGCUCUUUUUAUUUUUCUUUUUUCUUUUCUUUUUCUUACAAUCUUUAUUAUAUAACAAGAUCAUGUCACAAGAAUUGUAAAAUUGACAAACUAAAUUUAAAUGAAAAACAAACUAACUACAUACACAUUAGAAAGAGGAAACAGAUUAAUUCAUUAUUAACACAUAAUCCGCUAACUGUUGUUGUGGUUGACGAACAAAUUUACGAGGUGCCGUUAGAUGGAGAAGAUAAGAACAAGUUUUUGAUUGUCAAUUUACCAACUUAUUUUCCAGAAGAGCCUCCUGUAAUUACCAUUUCACCUACAGGCAUGCGUCACCCCUGGAUAGAAGACGAUGUCAUUAUGCAUGACGGUUUACCUAGCUGGAAUUUACAGUCUAAUUUAGGUUUAUUCAUAAAAGAUAUUCGUAAUGAAUUUGCUCAAAGACCACCAGCAAAAAAGAAUAUAAUUGAAUCAUCACCUAUACAGCAACAACAACCCAUUAAUGAAGAAGGAUACGGUUCUCGUCCACCACCACCUAUACCUUCAGCCUCUUUAAAUAACAAUUCUAAUUUAAUGUCUAAUCCAGAAUAUAAUGCAAUAUCUAAAUUAAGUUAUGAACAAAUAGAAGAAUUACUUCAAAAUGAAACUGCAUUUGAUAUAUUCUUUCAUACUUUAGAUAGAGUAAAGAAUUUAAAAGCAUUUCAAGAAGAUUUAAGAAAUGGCAAUGAACAACUUGCAUAUAAGAAUUUGAGUAAAGAGGAUCAACUAGUCAAAUUGAGAACAGAAAUAGAAGCAAUGUAUUCUCAGUAUAUAAUAGAUAAAUUAGCUUUUGAUGAAAAAGAAAGACUACAACAAGAAGCAUUUAAUAGAUUCUCGUCAUCCACUGUUUUAACAAGAUUAAAGGCAAGUGUAUAUGAAUCAGAUGAAUUAUCAGAAUCAGUCGCACAGAGUUUCUUGGAAGGCAAUUUAGACAAUGAUAGUUUUGUAAAACAAUUUAGAGAAUUUCGUAAAGUAUAUCAUUUAAGAGCAAGUAAAUUAGAAAGAGCACAAAAAGAUAAUUUAUUUGUAUCAUAAAUUUUGAUUGGAUACAAAUCAUUUAUGCAACAAACACUUUAUGAUCAUCUUCUGAUCUAUUUCCUAUUCCUUUUUCUUUUCUUUUUUUCUUUUUUUUUUUUCUUUCAAACGUAUAAUAAUGAGAAUUAUAAUUGCUGAUUCAGGUCAAGAGGUUGAAUUAAG